GACCUAAGCACCUGCGACUUGCCAACUUCGUCUGUGAGGAGUGUGGCCCAUCUGUUCAGAUAGCUUUUUGUUGUUGUUUUUAACAUACGUGUACAUUGUAGCACAUCGUGUCUUUUCAGUGCACAAUAGCAGAUAAUGAAAUGUAUAAAUAUUUUAUUUAGAUACUACUGAACAGAUGUGUCUGCGUGACAAGAGAAUGUGAUAGACCUGUGUGACUUGAACAAGCAUGCCACAGUAAUGGCAGGAAGGUAUGUGCGACUCGCAGUCAGGUGUAGAGUCUGGCAGCCGCUGGACUCGGAAUGGAUGUACGCGGCACAGUGCAUCCAGUGCGAAGAGAAGCAGAGGAUAGGCGAAUUUGUCUUCAAGAAGGAUGCCAAAGCAGCAAUGAUUGGCCGACUCCUGAUGAGGAAGGUUAUAGCUGACAUAACGGGAAUUCCCUAUAAGGAUAUAAUUCUUGGUCGUACUGAGAAGGGCAAACCGUUUCUGAGGAAUCCCCUGCCAGAGGAACUGUCUGGUUUCAGCUUUAAUCUCUCUCACCAGGGUGACUACGCCAUUGUCGCUGCCAACUCUGACAGACUUGUUGGUGUCGACAUCAUGAAGGUGGAACCCAGAAGCCGAUCUGCAGAUGAGUUCUUCAGCACGAUGCAGAGACAGCUGACGGCCCAGGAGUGGCAGACGGUGAAGAACCAGACCUCGGAGAUGCUGCAGCUGAAGAUGUUCUACAGGCACUGGUGUUUGAAAGAAAGUCUGGUCAAGGCUUUAGGAAUUGGGAUUGGGUUUGAAGUUGGUCGACUGGAUUUCCACAUCCAGACGGUAGAUCUUUUACCCAAUCAGACUGUGUUAAGUUCGUCUGUACACAUUGAUGGCCAGCUCAGCCAGGACUGGACGUUUGAGGAAACCUUGCUGGAUAACCACUGUGUAGCCGUGGCCGUGAAAUCGUCGCCAGAACAACAGAUGACUGACCUGAAAGAGAAGUUUGAAAAGAUGAAGAUGGAAAAAGCGAAGCGUUACGAAGGUGUCAAUCUGUAUGUUAAGAAUCUCGAUGAUGUCAUCGAUGACGAAUAUCUCAGGAAGGAGUUCUCUCAGUUUGGAAACAUCACCAGUGUGCGGGUGAUGUGUGAUGAAGGAGGUCGAUCAAAGGGCUUUGGCUUUGUUUGCUUCAGUUCACCCGAGGCGGCGUCCAAGGCCAUCACGGAGAUGAACGGUCACAUCAUAGUGUCGAAACCGCUGUAUGUCGCCCUCGCCCAGAGGAAGGAGGACCGGCGCGCACACCUAGCAUCACAGUACAUGCAGCGGAUGACCACCAUGCAACAACAGUCUGUUCCAGCAUACAGCCAACAACCAAUGUACCAACCAACGGGAGCGGAAUACUUUGCCCCCACAAUACCGACAUUUGUCCCUGCAAUUCCACAGCCGCAGAGAGCAUUCUUUGCCCCUGCUCCGAUGCCACAAGUCCCGGGUCCAGGGUGGCAGAUUCAGGUCCAGCCCAACCAGCCAACUGCAGGUUUUCAGCCAAUGCCAGGCUGCCCCAUAAGGAGCCCGAGACCCAGCAGUCCCGGUCAGAUUCAGAUGUGGCCUGGUGUGAACGCUGCUCAACCAGUCGCAGACCAGGCGCCUGCUGCUGCCGUCAUGGCUGGCCCAGGGCAGCAGAUGGCCAUGCCUGUGAGAAUACCCUGCCAAACACAGCCCGGUGGCCCCUGCAGACCUGAAGUACCAUUCACCAACCAGGUCAGACACCAGCAUGGAGGUCCCGUGCAACAACAACAACCUGUACCACAGAAACAAGACCCGGUACAAUUUACCAUUUUAACGGUGCAAGACUUGCUGAAAUAUUGUCAACCUUUACCAGGGUCCGAACCGGAUGCAGAAUACUGGAACAAAUUUAACUUGAAAUCAGAAGAACCAAACCAAAGAUGAUUCUAACCAUUUUGUUCUAGAAACUUUUAUAGUAGUUAUUUACAAAGAAUGUAUGUGUAGAAAGACGGAUAUUUAAUCUGACAUCUCUUAUCAAUUGGUUUGUUCUUACAGGGUCCGUUUUCAUGUGAGAAAAAUGGCUGCGUGUUUAGGGGUGUGGGAGAUGUGUUAUCUCCCUUUUAUAAAUUAUAGAUGUAGACAAGGAGAUAUAUAUUCUUCCAGAAACCUGAAUGAAAUCUUCAACAAGCUCUAUAUUAAGUGUGAGUGGAGCAUUUUAAAGUACAUAUGUAUCCUACAGAAGAGCCCAUCAAGAGCUAGUUCUGUGGUCUGGUCUGUAUUAGUUUUGUAACAUCAUUUUGCAUAAUAUGACAGAUGGAUGUUCCAACUUAUUUUAAGUACAAUUUUUAAAAUGCUACGUUGCCAGUAUUUUUGUAAAUAAAAUGUGCAGUCUGCAUAAAAUCUAUAAACGGUAUAUAGCAUUCAGUAUAGGGGAAUGUCCGAGUAACACUCCAUACCUGAAAAAUAAUAGAGACGAGUCCCAUUAUUUUUCAGGAAUAGAGAGUUACGAGGAUAUUCCCCUACCUACAAUACACCACUAAAUAAUAACUUUAUGCCAACAUAUGUUGGUAUGGAGUUUAACACUAGCGAUUUUGGUGGGUUAAUCAAGUAGGGUUUCAUAUCUCCAUUACUGAAAAAUAAUGGAGCGUUGAAACAAUACUGUCACGUUAUGUGUAUUUUAAUUAAGCAGAAUGUGUAGCACUAAAGGUGUGUUGGGAUCAUUUCCAAACUUUGUACACAUCUUAUGAUACUUUGAAUAUGCACAGGUAUUCCAUUUGUUUUUAACCUUCGAUAGUAUAAAUUAUAAUGAAUGCUUACUGGUUGAUUUGUCGAAGGUUAAUAAGCUCUGAAUAACUUUAAAAAUGGUCAUGGAUCUAUUCUGUAGUUUAAUGAAUUACCAACAAAAGUGUAACCAGUAUAUUUAUCGAGGUAACUUAAAUUUCAUUGGUUGGUUUUACUAGUAUUUUGCUGAUGUUGUUAGACAUCAGUGUUGAACUAUGUCCAGUGCCCACAUGAUGAAGUUUUUGGCAUGGCCAUCCACCAUUUACCUAUACUUAAAAAGAGUUGCCCCAACCAUUUGCAAUUUAAUCAAACCAUUUUGUACUAAAAUAUUUCAAUUUCCAUGAUGUAGAAUCUCUCUUCUUUGUUUUUUCACACAGUGGAUAUGAAGAAGGCAUAUACUGAUAUAGCGAAUUAAACGUAUUUGAUCAGUGUUUAAAUUUCUCUUGAUAAAGCCAUUCUAGAAACGACAGUAGGAGAUCCAUUCCAAAUGUCUGAAACAGAUAAUCUAGAUUAUUUAUUUUAUGAAACAAUACUCAGUAACCAACAUGCAUAAAUAUUGAAAGAAUGAUUUAUGCUUUUAAAUAGUUGCGACUGCAACACAUGUACAUAUUAUGUUUGUCCCAUCCCAGCUCCACCUACACUCUCACUAUUAUUACACGUCAACCCAGUCCAUUACAGUACUGUAUUUUCAUGAUUAGGAGUUGCUACCAAAUUGGUUCAUUUUACUGGGUACAUAUCACUAAGUCAAGUGCAAUUUUUUUAUUUACAUCUUCAGAACCUGCCAAAACAUUUGAAAUGCACAUGAACUGACUACGUCCUCUGUAUAUUUUGGCCAUUUAACAAUUAAUAAAACAAAAUUUGGCUUUGUCUUCCCCAUGUAAUGUUUUUAAAGUUUUCCAACCCCUUUCCCCCCCCCGUUUAAAAUAAAACUUAGGUCCUAGUACUAACAUGCUGAAUAACCUUGUAUAUCACAUAAUCUUUAUGAUGUCUAUUCAAAACCAGUUUCCUAAAUAUGUUUAAUGGAGACUUAAAACAGAAGGCCAAAAUAUUAAGAAGUAUUUGUGGUCACACAUGUAGGUUGGUACAGAACACAAUAAUAAUUAUUUUAUUAAUAAAUGUCAAAAAUAUAUAACCAAUUUUUAAUAUAUAUAUAUAUAUAUAUAUAUCUGGUUCCAGUCCCAAUUCAUAGCUCUUAUCAGUGGUUACCAGUUUCCUCAAUACAGUAAAGAUUAUAUGUUCAAACUGUUUCCUACAUUUGUUUAAUGGAGACUUCACAAGUAUAUAUAAAGACUGUUAUAAUAAAAAUAUUUUGAAUUGAAAA
Molecule: messenger RNA, 4075 nt
Organism: Gigantopelta aegis
Lineage: Eukaryota; Metazoa; Mollusca; Gastropoda; Neomphalida; Peltospiridae
Exons: 10
Coding region: 238-1917 (559 amino acids)
Cellular component (GO): cytosol
Molecular function (GO): RNA binding; magnesium ion binding; holo-[acyl-carrier-protein] synthase activity
Source: RefSeq, a predicted model, not a curated record